CGCAGCCACCCACUGAGUCGGUUAGCACGUCUGUUUGCUGAGUGAGAGAGGCAAAGCGGUGAUGCGAGGUCCCCACUCUUUCCUUCUUGUACAAAAUUUCCUCUUCCUUCCCGUUCGUGGUUGUAUGUCGGCUCUUUAAUAACACAAGUAACCACUACAUCUUUACACACCGAUUAAAAACGAAAUGGUGUCCAGCACUGCACGCGUAAAAGGGGCGCGCAAAACUCGCUAUUUUAAUUGUUUCGUUUAAUCAAGUUUAAUGCAGAGGUUCCUGGGUUAAAAGCACAUAUGCUAGUUUAAAGAAAGUUAAAGGUGAUUUAAAGAUGUGAUGCACCUGUCCCAAUUGAUGAUAAAGACGACACAUUUGAGGCACAUUACACAGCAUAUAAGGAAUAUUGAUCAGUACAAGUUUAUUGGAGCGCUCUCGUGGCAGGUGUCUUGGCGCCAUUGAACGCAUUUGGAGUAUAAGGCCACUUUCCAUAGAGUUGGAGGAUCGAAAUCCAUGAGAUGACUGGAAGCACUGUCCGUGGUGAGCGAGGACCAGUCCAUUUUCGAGUCGCCCUUCCCUGCCGCCACGACCAUGCACAUGAAGGGCGAGAUGACGUCACCGGGAAGCUUCAGCCAGGCCUCCGAAGAGAGCCAAGAACCCACCGAGCCGGAGUGGGCCGGGCCAGGAGCACAGAACCCUGGGAAGAGAGGAGAGCACAUCAACGGAACCAGUCGUGAGUCCCCUGUGGACUGCAGUGUGACCAAACGCUCCAGACACAUGAGCAGCAACGAAGGGGGUCAGCUGGCCUACCAGGCCUCAUACCCUGAGCCCCGCGCCAGCCCCCAGACUGCCACCCCGCCCAACAGCGCCACAGAGGAGAAGAGAGUCAUAGUGCCCGCAGACCCUGAGGUGUGGACCCAGGACCAUGUGCGCCAGUGGCUGGACUGGGCCAUCAAGGAGUACAGCCUGGAGGAGGUGGACAUCAUGCACUUCCACACACUGGAGGGCAAGGCCCUCUGCAAGAUGACCAAGGAGGAUAUGAUGCACCUCACGUCCGCCUACAACACGGACAUCCUGCUCGGCCACCUCAAUUACCUCCGACAGAGCAGCCCUACUUUCUCCUACCCCACAACUCCAACCAACAACACACAGCAACAACCCAGACUACAGGUUAAAUCAGAGAACAGCUAUGAGGAGAUAGGCAGAAGGAACAGCUGGUCAUCGAACCCCAUGCUGCCUGCAGUAACCAAAGGUUCUCAGAUGGAGCACCAACACAGCACCAGAGUCACAGAGCCUCCGCCGAGAAUUGUGCAAGACCCAUACCAAGCAUUAGGUCCCAUCAGCAGUCGUCUAGCCAACCCAGAAGGCCAGGCCCUCCACUCCAAGAAACGAACAGGCAAACACAGUUCAUACAGGCUGCCUGACCCCAGCGCUCACAGGCCUGUGGGCUCUGGACAGAUCCAGCUGUGGCAGUUCCUGCUGGAGCUGCUGUCGGACAGCAACAACUCCAGCAUCAUCACCUGGGAGGGCAACAACGGCGAGUUCAAGAUGACCGACCCGGACGAGGUGGCCAAGCGUUGGGGCGAGCGCAAGAGCAAGCCCAACAUGAACUACGACAAGCUGAGCCGCGCCCUGCGCUACUAUUACGACAAGAACAUCAUGACCAAGGUGCACGGCAAGCGCUACGCCUACAAGUUUGACUUCCAGGGCAUCUCACAGGCCCACCAGAGCCACGGCGGAGAGGGGGGCAUUGUUAAGUAUCAGACUGAGGUAUCUUAUGCCCAGCCCUACCACAGCCACCAGCCAAAAAUUAACUUCAUGAACACGCAUGCCGCCCCUAUGCCCGUGUCCCCUGGGAACUUUUUCGGGCCGUCGCCAACUUACUGGAACUCAACCAGCCCAAUGUAUCCCGGGUCUCCCAUGCCAAGGCACCCGGGGACUCACUCCCACCUGAGCUCAUACUAUUGAGGUAUGGGUGUCUUGCACUAGACUGGAUGGCAGAGCUUUCUGAAACAGACUGAUAUCCAAGAUACCAUCCACAAUGUAUCUGGUCUUUACAUCUAAAUUAGGUUGUAACGCUAUGCGAGUUUUGUUAGUACAGAAUGUAAAAUGGACAAUAACGCUCACGUCACAUCUUCAAGCAGAGGCACCAUAAGAUAGGCAAAAGGAAGAGGGUAACAAUGUGAAGAAGCAAUGGUGACUAGUAGAGACCAAGGGAUAGCCAUGAAGGUUCUGCCUUCUUGAAUUUCUCAACUAUGGAGGUUGAGAAUUUGUUCAUAUUAUAGCCUGUGAUUCAGUUGUUUGAAAACCAUGUUUUUCAAGUAGGUAAGUAUUUUGUUUAUGUCAUUGAGGUCAUUGAAGGACUUAAAGGGGAAAGUCACUGAGUGUGCGAAGUGCUAAAACUGUUAUGAGGUCUUGAUCGCAACUACUAUAUUCAUUGAUCUAACAUUUGUAAACGUAUCAUUGUACAGAAUGUGUCAUACAAUUGUAGCAAUAAAACAUUUACCCCUGUAGUAAUGCUAAUAAAAGGAACUUAUAUAUUUGA
Messenger RNA from Salvelinus fontinalis (brook trout), 2534 nucleotides. RefSeq names its product Friend leukemia integration 1 transcription factor-like. Gene Ontology annotation, molecular function: sequence-specific DNA binding; DNA-binding transcription factor activity, RNA polymerase II-specific. The coding region runs from base 581 to 1957 and encodes 458 amino acids. Gene Ontology annotation, biological process: cell differentiation; regulation of transcription by RNA polymerase II. The record is from RefSeq and is a predicted model, not a curated record. Gene Ontology annotation, cellular component: nucleus. NCBI's taxonomy places the organism in Eukaryota, Metazoa, Chordata, Actinopteri, Salmoniformes, Salmonidae. The transcript has 10 exons.